AAGUAACAAGAAGCAAAUACGAACUCCACGAAACAAUAAUUUCAACUAAAGAAGCUUUAAAACAUGAACAAACACUUAACAGAGCACAUUUAACAUACGAACAAAUAGAAGUAACAAAAAGAACUAAUAAAAAGAUAAUAAAUAAUCCAAGACUUUACCGAAGUACUGAAGAAGAUACUGCCGAAGUAAUAGGACUUUCAGAAGAAUAUCCUUACCAAGAAAUAUUCUUUAGAAAUAUAGAACACGAAAACCUUUACGAAAAAACCAGAAAUAAAGAAUCAAUAAACCUCUAA
This is a messenger RNA of Racocetra persica, 293 nucleotides long. NCBI's taxonomy places the organism in Eukaryota, Fungi, Glomeromycota, Glomeromycetes, Diversisporales, Gigasporaceae. The record is from the annotation of a GenBank genome assembly.